Messenger RNA from Carica papaya (papaya), 1068 nucleotides. RefSeq lists its product as uncharacterized. NCBI's taxonomy places the organism in Eukaryota, Viridiplantae, Streptophyta, Magnoliopsida, Brassicales, Caricaceae. The record is from RefSeq and is a predicted model, not a curated record.
CCCAAAACCCUAAAAACACAGGGAGCAAUGAAUCCAGUAUCUGCAGACAUGGCGGCAGGGUGCGGAAACUGCGGCUCCAAUAACCGGUGGCUCCUCCAUAACGUUCGGCUCCGGGACAUGUACCGGCGUCUCUGCACGUCAUGCGUGCUGCGGCUGCACCCCUCCUCCUUCUGCCCUUCCUGCUUCACCUUCUACGACUCUGGCCCUCCUCACCCAUCCAAGCGUCUCUCCUGCUCCAAGUGCUCCUCCUUUACCCACUCUCACUGCGCACCCUCCUCCCCCACUCCUUAUCUUUGUCCUCCUUGCAAAGAUUCCAAAUUCUCUUUCUUCGAUGUCAAUGCCCCCAACAACAACAACAGCAACAACCCCAAUUGUCCCGUUCGGUUUAUCGAUAAGAAGCUCGCCGACGCACUGCUCUGCGCCGCCAAAAUCGCCUCGGCGUCCAUGGGAAAGGGCGUAAUCAUAGCUCGCGCUGAAGCAGAGCGCCGUGUGAGGGAAGCGGCGGUGGCGAGGAAACGAGCUAAGGAGGCUCUGGAGAAGAUGUCUUUAAUAUACUCUAAAGAGGGGUGGACGAAGCUUUCUGGGUCAGUCCAUUCGGAGGAGGCGGUGGUGAAGAAAGAUAACGGGAUGAUGAAACACAAGUGUGAGAAUUCGUGCGGUUCUGAGUAUCAGAAUGGAGAUGCAGCACAAGGGUUGCAGGUUGCUCUUGGAAUUAAGCAAGAAGAUGUGAAUUCUAAAUGAUUGAAUUGUUUUGAUUCGCGGACAGCUAGUCCUCUGGCUCUGGGACAAGCUGGUGGGGCGGUAUGGAGAAACAUAUCUCCUGGCAUUGUAUUCCAAUGUUCAUGCUUUGGAUAGUGCCAUCUUGUUCUCUGCAUAGGUGUUCAUAGAUAUAGGAAUUCUCUUCUUGGCUGAACAAUAAGAAAUGUAUUUGAAGUGAUUUGAGUUUUAGGAAUUCUGACAUAGGUAUUUUAUUUUGAUAUUUUCAGGAAUUCUGGGAAAUGUCAUUUGAUUUUAUGUGUUGAAAUAUUUAAGUGCAUCAAAUUUAUAGGAAAUAAAAAUGUUAUCAAA